Molecule: messenger RNA, 2982 nt
Organism: Penicillium angulare
Lineage: Eukaryota; Fungi; Ascomycota; Eurotiomycetes; Eurotiales; Aspergillaceae
Exons: 2
Coding region: 1-2982 (993 amino acids)
Source: RefSeq, a predicted model, not a curated record
AUGCCACGCUCAUCUGCUGCGGGUAGGAAGAACCAGAACAAUCGACAGGAGAAUGGCCCCGUCGGUCCUGGCAAGAAAGUAAUCAAGCAGAAAUCAAGCAGCCAUCUCAACGGCUCGCCCCCCAACGGCUCCGUUCCUGCGGGUACCGCCGCGCCUGUCGACCUGUCCGCUCAUCGUUCUACGAGUGAUACUGCAGUCACCUCUCCAGUUGUCGCCAAAGGUACGGAUGGGUCGAAGGCUGAUGGCAAUGGCCGUGGGAUGGCGAAUGGACACAACGGCAAGGCUGUGGACAUGGCAUGUGGCCAGGUGAACGGUGUUGUGCCGCAUAAUGGUGGCAUGGCAGGUGUAGCCUCUCGCAAUGGCACUGCCAAACGCUCGGGGUCGAAUGCUUCAAUCAACCCGCUUCAACUCGCGUCCACCAUCUUGAAGUCGUGUCCUAUGUACGACACUAUCGCCAUCUUAAUUUUUCUGCUACAACUCCCACCUAUGGUGCUUACUCUUGUCCAAUUCUUGUUCGCGUCCUUAACUUUCAUGCCUCCCAGUGGUGCCGUAGCUGGGUCUCUUUCCGCCAAUUUUGAUAUUUUCCAGGGACCCGCCGGUACACCUUCGUUAGGGACGAUGAUGGCCAUGGACACGUUCUGUCUUCUUGUCUGGGGCCUCUUCAUGUGGACGUGGGCGCAAAACUUUGCAAUCGAUCUCGCUCAUGUUCAAGUCGCCAUCACUCUUGGUGGUGGAGGUUCCGGAAAGAAUGGCGGAGUCAAUGGUCUCUGUGUUGGAAUUGUUCUGCUUCUUCAUAUCGUUCGCAGUAAAGGUAUCCAGGAUUUCGUUCUAGGACAUCUCGUUUCCGCCAAACUUGUCAGCCCCGACAUUCUUUCCCAGUUUUCGAAUCUUCUACCCGCCGAGUUCCGACGCACCGAGGCAUCCACAUCUCCAUCGUGGCUGAGGAGUCUCCUCGCCGUACAUAUAUUAGCACAAGCGGGAACAGCAAUGGCACGACGCUCGAUGGCAAAGAACAGGGCCCCUCCGCCAUCGCGGAGUGGGAAACGUGGGGAUACGGAAGCUUCGGCGGGCUCUCAGAAUCAGCCUGAUUCUGCACUCGAGUCUGCAGCUAGUCUUUCUUCAUCUCUCAUGGGUCCCGAUGGCCAAUUUCUCAAGGAUGGCAAGGAUCGGCUUACUUCAGCCAAAAAACGCAGGAGGCAAGCUAAUCAAGUCCGAAGUCGUCAGCCAUUUUGGGCCGCUCUGGCCAGUACCAAAGUCACCGUUAUGCGAGAAUAUGAGCAUUCACGAGCGUCUUCAAAAACCACUCGUGGUCUUACAAUGACUGAGGAGGAUCUUCAAGGCGUUUCCCUUGAUGAUGGAUUGGUGUGGGUUACAGAUGUAGAUAGUUCUUCGAUCAAGUUUGCCGCCGGUGAUCUCAACGAUGAUUCACUGGGCUCAGGCUCUUAUGAAGCCGGCCGCUUGGAAGGCGAUAUGGAGCCGUUUUAUGUUUACGUCAACGGAGCUCUUUGGGCCACCGCGACUAUUCUUCGGGUGUCGGAUUCGUCAAAGGGGCCAAGUAUGGUUCAAUGGCGGGGUGAGAUCUCUGGACUUGCCCCCAAUUGUGCUUACACUUGCUCCUUUAUGCGAAGCGAUACCGAUGAGGAAAUUUGCGCUAUGAGUGUCAAGACACCUGCGACAGCCGACACGGAACAAGCUGUUUCUGUGGUCUCGACACCGUCGCAUCCGCCUUACAGACCUUCGUCGCCUACUACGACGCUGAAGAAUUCCAUAGUCAACGCCGAGUCCAAACUGAACGAUAAACGCUACCGAUUGAAAAAGACAAAGAACGACCAUAAGCUUCUCAUAUCGAAGGUUCGGAGGGAAGUGGAUAAUUAUAACAACCGUCUACAAAGCGGAACCGACGAGAACAAACAAAAGCAACGUUCACUGCAACUGGAACGCAAUAUUCGACAAACGGAGGAGGCGACCGCAGCACUGGAGCAGCAACUAGACACCAUGGAGAAUGUUCCAGAGGAAGAAGUCGAGCGGUGGAAUGCUCAUAAGGCCGACUUUGAUCGAGAGUUGGAGCGCUUUAACUUGGCGAAGGAGGAGCUUCAAGAGGCCCGCCUUGCCGCAGCCCAACAGGCUUCAGCAGUGGAACAGGAAUUGAACAUGGUUAUUCAAAAACGCGAGAGAUUGCAGGGCCGCCGAACCCGUGUCAACGAGCAGUAUGAUCGCAUAAUCUCGGCUAAUGCCCAAGGACUGAACGAACGAGAGCGCCGCGCAGCCGAACAGUUCGCUCGAGAACAAGAUCAAUCCAAGAUGGAAGCCAACUUCCAUGAACAAUUCGCAAGCAUUAGCCAGUCUGUGCAAGACUUUCAACUGCGCACCAGUCAACUUUGGCAACAAGCAUCUGCGAUUGAGCAAUCGAUCCAACAGCAGCAACAGCAAAUGCUUCUGGAUUCUGGUCCUCUUACACCGGAGGGAAACCUUCCCGGUACCAAUCCUCUGCCUGAGACAUCUACUGCGCCUACCCACAGUCGUUCCUUGUUGGCACUCAGCUUCCCACCGGCAAGGUCUAGCCCUCUGCAUAUAUCGUCUUCCCCAGAACAUGCUACCUCUUCGCAUCCAGCCAGCCCUGUACAGGACGCAUUCACGUCUCAGUUCCCGUCCUCCCCGUUCGGCAAUGGAAACUCUUACUUUGUAUCUGACACAAAUCCCCGGGACCGUUCGUUUUCCAACCGCUCCGCCCACAGCAGCCUAUACGGCUCGGAAUUCUUCGAGCCCAAUCGUAUGCCGCUCCAAGUUGAUCUUUCGGACCUGCUUUCGGAAAAGCCGCGUUCUGGAUCAGAUUCCAACGGUUUUCUUUUUCAGAAUGGCCGUCCGAUGCUGAGUCCUUUUCAACGAGCAACAAGUCGCGGUAGCGGGGCUGGCAGUGGCAGUGGGAGCGGCGGCAGCGGAAGUGGCAGUGGUAGUGGCAGUCCAAAGUCUGCACGCGAUUGA